Papilio polytes (common Mormon) is the source of this 719-nucleotide messenger RNA. Its product is annotated as CEN-like protein 4. NCBI's taxonomy places the organism in Eukaryota, Metazoa, Arthropoda, Insecta, Lepidoptera, Papilionidae. The record is from RefSeq and is a predicted model, not a curated record. Bases 93 to 671 code for a protein of 192 amino acids. The transcript has 4 exons.
GUCCUGUUGAAUCAACAAUACGAUUAUGUUUGUAAACAUUUAUUUUGCAAGUUGAAAUUCUUAAUUUCCCGUACAUUAAGUAAGAUUUGACGAUGAAACGUAUACUCUCUAUUAGUCUUACAUUAAGCUUAAGUAGUAUUAUAUGUGAAGGGUUACCACAAUGCUCAAUGGGAGAUGUUAAGAGCCUGCUAGAAGGUUGCGACAGAUUGACUGGACUCAACGUAACAAGUGUAGGAGGAACAAUGGUCAACGAUCACAACUGCGAUGUUCUUCUUCCUAAACAAGUUUUUAGUGACGAGCCAUUAUUUCAAUACGCAUUAGCUGAUUCGAAAAAAUUUUACACAAUAAUUAUGGUAGAUCCUGACGCACCACCUCAAACUGAGGGAGAGUUUUUCUUACAUAUGUUAAAAUCUAACAUACCUGGUCUUGCACUUAGAGCGAAAGAGAGCAUUAAAACAUUUGGUAUUGAUUAUCGAGGUUAUAAGCCACCAGCGCCACCUCGCGGCACCGGCCCACACCGCUACAUAACACUGCUCUAUGAACAAGGCGAUGGCAACAAUUUCCUACCGAGUGUACCGCCAUCUCGUAGCCGUUUUACGCUUUCAAAUUGGCUACGGGGGAAGAAUUUGUGUGGACCUGUUGCUGCCACGCAAUUUAGGACUCAAUUCUAGAUGGCGCUAGUUGUUCUCUUUUUCAGCAAUUGUUUGAAAAAAAUACGC